UUCAGUGCGUCGUUCUCUGGCCCGGACGGACGCUUCUUAUUGGUAGGUUGCGACAGUUACAUCACGCCGCUCAUGACGCGCACGUCUUCCUGUUUCCUUCAGCCGCGUCUUAAAGUGAAUCUUUGUAGCGGAGGAGCGCUCCAGCAUCCAGUCCUCUGCAGCUCAGUGCGCCUCGGAGACGCACGCACGCUCAGCCCCUCUCUCUCUCCCUCUCUUUCUCACUCUCGUUCUCUGUCUAUGUCUCUCAAUUUCACAGCAGAGAUCAGAAGAAGAAACCAAAGCGCACGUUUCAUCUUUUAUUUCUUCAGUUUCGCCUUUUUUUUCUCUGGCGCCUUUCACUUUAUUUCAGCUCCUCUUGUCUUUCUCGGAUUCGGAAAAACUGCGCUCGCGGCUCCAUAUCCAGACAUCCGCGCUGCGUGAGUCUCCUUUCUUUCGUCCCCGCAGGAGUUCAGGUUGUCUUCUCCUCAUCUAAGGGAUACUGAGAGGUUUCGCCCUAGAGGACUGGGAUUGUGGGAAAUGGCCCAAUAGCAGCAGCCCGUGAUGCCGGACCAUGACAGCGACUCCCUCCUGAACAGACAGACCAAGCGAAGACGUGUGGACAUUGGUGUUAAGAGGACCGUGGGCAGCACAACCUCCUCCACAGCAGCAGCCACAGCAGUAGCCUCUGAUAACAUUGCUCGAGCCAAAGCAGCCAUUUUUAGUGCCAUGAACUCUCUGAGCUCCCAUUCUCUCCACGGAUCAGACAACGACUCCAUGGAGUGCUCUGUAGUGCAGCCGCAUGGUGGGCCUGGCGUUGUGUCAGCCAGUGACAGUGAGUCCAAGUCCAAUGUUCUCAGAAAGCUGCUUAAGAGGGCUAACUCUUAUGAGGACACCAUGAUGCCCUUCCCCGGCACUACCAUAAUCUCCCAGCUUCUCAAGAAUAACAUUGCUAAAAAUGGAGGGGGACCUGAAAGGGGAGAACGUGGGGACAGGGGUGAUAGAGGUGAAUCCGGCUUUCCUGGAUCAGGGCUCUCUAAUGCAAGUUCAGACGCCCCCCAAGAAGAUGCUUGCAGUAACUCCUCGCAGGACAGCACUCCUCAAGAGUGCUUGUCCCCGUUCGGCCGCCCCAGCCUCACCACUUUUGACAUUGAACGUCUCAACGAUGAACACCUGCGUGCCAAGCGAGCCCGCGUAGAGAACAUAAUACGCGGAAUGAGCCACUCACCGAGUGUGGUGGUGCCUGCCGCGUCCCGUCACGAGCGUGACCAUGACAUGGAUGGAGAAAGGGACAUGGAGAUGGACUGCCCUCCUCCUCAGUCACAGCAGCAGGCUCCCAGCAGCCCGAGGGGAGGUGAAGUGUGCAGCAGCAGCAGCAGCCGGGAGAACAAGCGUAAACAGCGUCUGCCUCAGCAGCAGCAGCAGAGCUUCACCCAGCUGGUGUGCCAGAGAAAGGAGCAGAAGCAGGAGGAGCGGCGGCAGCUCAAGCUGCAGCUGGAGGACAUGCAGAAACAGCUACGGCAACUGCAAGAGAAGUUUUUCCAAAUCUAUGACUCCACUGAUGACUCAGAACACAACGACCUGCACAAUGACAUAGGAAACAUGUCAGAGGACAGUCCAACUAGGUCUGACACUGGCGUAGACGAUCGGGGUGGAGACGACUUGCGUUCUGACAAUGAGAUGUCUGAUCUGGAUCCAGGCCAUUUCCUGGACAGAGCGCGGGCUUUGCUUCAGGAGCAGACCCUAUUGGCCGACAGAGACAAGCCAAGAAGAGACGGACUUGGCAGAAACAAAAGACAGGGAGGUCCAGGUGCCUCUAUGCAUGCUGAGGGUAAACAGCUGGCGGAAACACUUAAGCAGGAGCUCAAUUCAGCCAUGACUCAGGUGGUGGACACAGUGGUAAAGGUAUUCGCCAAGCCGCCACGCCCUACUCCUCAGCAGGCCUUCCCCCCCCUUUCCAUACCGCCUGAAAGAUUCCCUACUGCUGUCAACGGAGACAACCCAAACUUCCACACCGCUAACCAAAGGCUGCAGUGCUUUGGUGAUGUCAUCAUUCCUAAUUCACUUGAAUCCUUUGCGAGCAUGCCUAGCAUCCCAGGCACUGCCAACGACCAAACCGAGGCCCUGCCCUUAGUUGUGAGGAAGACACCUAGUGAGCACCACCAGUCGUCAGCUGUAGGGGCUCAUGGUGGUCAUCACCACCCUGCCCUUCACCCCUCUUCACUCUCAGCCACCAUGGGUUUCAGCCCUCCAUCCUUUAGACACCCUUUCCCUCUACCACUCAUGGGCUAUCCUUUUCAAACCCCUCUCGGAGGGCCCACAGGUUACACAGGCAAGGACCGCUCCUCCCCAGACUCCAUGGACUUGUCCCGUGAGACCACCAGCCUGAGGACCAAGAUGACAUCAGGGCACCACAUGGGCCAUCACCACCGCUCCUGCUCACCAGCACACCCUGGCAGCACAGCGGAGGGUCUCUCCCUAAUCAAGUCUGAAGAUUUUCAGGACAUGGCUGACAUCUCACCUUACUCAGGCAGCAAUAUUCAGGAAGGCCUGUCCCCCAACCAUCUGAAGAAGGCCAAACUCAUGUUCUUCUACACCCGCUACCCAAGCUCCAACAUGCUUAAAAUGUUUUUCUCGGAUGUCAAGUUUAACCGCUGCAUUACCUCCCAGCUGAUCAAGUGGUUCAGCAACUUCAGGGAGUUCUACUACAUCCAGAUGGAGAAGUUUGCCCGCCAGGCCAUCAACGACGGAGUCACCGGCGCAGAGGAGUUGAGCGUCAGCCGGGACUGCGAGCUCUUCCGAGCCCUCAACAUGCACUACAACAAGGCCAACGACUUUGAGGUCCCAGAUCGCUUCCUGGAGGUGGCGGAGAUUACCCUGCGAGAAUUCUUCAACGCCAUUGUGGCCGGCAAAGACGUGGACCCAUCUUGGAAGAAGGCCAUCUAUAAGGUCAUCUGCAAACUGGACAGCGAAGUUCCUGAGAUCUUCAAGUCCCCCAACUGUCUUCAAGAGCUUCUACAUGAGUAACUUGCUCCUCCUUCUCCUCCCUGCUCACCCACCUGAGUUUUCUUUUGUUUUAUCCAUUUCCAUAGGAUAACUUAACUUUUUGGUUUUUUAUUUUUUUAAUGUAUGGAGGUUUUGGAGUAGCAUUCCCAAUCUGAAGCCUCUUUGGCAGUUCCUAAAUGACGUAGUUAUUGUGUUGUUGUUCUAUAAUUAUGACAGUAUGUUUUGUUUUUCUGUGAUUCUGAAUUGAAAGUGACUCAGAUCCUUGAAGUUCUUUGGAGCAAGUAAACUCAGUUGUGACCUGAUCAACAUUACCUGGAAGAGUGGAGGGAAACCCCAGGCAGGGUUCCCGGAAAAACUGUAGAUGUGGGACUGUACCCCAGUUCUGGGAGGGUCCCUGACAGACUGUGCUACAGUACCUAACAGAACCAACACACAAAAGCACACACAAGCAAAAAUCUAAUGAGGUUAAAACUGGAUUUGUGGUUCUGGUCAGGUCUGGUCUUUGGGACUUGGACCAGUUUGAAAUGAUUUUUUUGAAGUGUGUUUUACCUGCGAGAAGGACAUUGUGUUUAUGGGUUGUACACUAUUAUUUUGAUCCUUAUUCUUGUUGUUUAUGAUUAGUAUUUGUUAUGACUACUUUUGCUGAAGAUUGGCCCUUCAAGAUUUGUUUGUCCUCUGAUGCCACUGCAGAAAAAUAAAUUAUUGCUAUUGAUAUUAUUCCAAAGGGUUUUGGGUUCUGAAACUUUUCCUCUUCAUUCCCCGUCAUUAUCCUUACACUUGAUAAAGGUUGUCUUUGAGGAAAACUGUUUUUUUUUCUCUUUUUUUUUGCUUGUUUGGGUUUGAGGUGGGACUUCUGAAUUGAUAUUUUGGUAAAAUACCAAUAUAGUGAGCUUCUUUGUCCCUGCAGUGGAAAACUUUACUUUCAAGCGUUAUAUUUAUAGAAGAGAAGAACAUUUCUGAAGGAGUUCCACUUCUGUCUGCUUCAUGAAAUAUCCCACUAUUUCUAUGUUCAGGAUCAGAAGCACAUUUUAAAAAAGGACAGAUAUGAAGGAAGGCCACCUUUCCAGACUUUUAUUGUGAAAAACCUGCAGCACAGGGUGAAUUGACAAAGUUGUAUCCAUACUUGAAUAUGUCUGGUGCAGUUCAAAGGACAAAAUUGAAGAAGCAAUGGAUAUUUAACUGCAAAUGACUGAAAACGUCACUGCUUUCCUCAUGAAAGCACAGACACUUUUCUCAUCUUCAUAUUCCCCCAAAGUGGCAACUGAAGGUCAGAGGUGAGUCCCUCCCCCAGAGAAGCUUUUAGAGUUACAAAGAGCACACCUGAAGGCUUCUUCUUCGUCUCUUGUCUCACCCCGGCGGCUAUUCCCACCCAAAGUGGGAAUAUUUUAAAGCUGCACACAUUUGUAUCCAGCCUUAAAGGCUCCUAAGAUUCUAAAGAAUUAUUUCAGAAUAACAUUUCAUUAUGAAUUUGCUCUUUUUUUAAGCUCCAAUGUCUCACCUUGGCAACUUCAGUUCCCAUAUUGUCAGCUCGUGUCACAAAAGAUCAAAGGAGCCAGGUAGCUUCACCUGCUGACUCGUCUAAGCGACACAAAGCACUCGACAAAAGACGGCAGAGAAAGACAGGGAGCUACUCCCUUCAUUAUGUCCCCCUCCUUCACUUCCCCAGAUGGUGUUCUUCUUAAAGUCAGGAGCCCUGAGAGAGCGACCCGGAUAUGUUUCUCAAUUAAGGAUGGGCUAGGCCCAAAACGUCUGAGUCUCAAAGCUCCAGUCGUGGGCUCUAAGGCACGGCAGACAAAAGGAGAAAGGACACUUUGAUCUGAUGUUCAGAUUUGAUCAUUCCCACUGCCACCCUCAGUGUCCUCCUGCAACUCCACCCUGAAGUAAAAGAGCUUCUGUGUGCAAAAAGACCCAUUCAGAAAAAACGGAUGAGCAAAUGAAAAAAAAGAAACCCUACUGUAUUGCAAAUACUUUUUCUGAAGCAGUUUGAUAUUCAGAGUGAUAAUGCUGAAAAACAUACACACUUUUUUUGUAUAACUGUACAAUAUAAAUCUAUUGAAAAAACAAAAUAUAAAUAUAUAAAUAUAUAUACAUAUAUAUUUCAGUUGGGGAGUGUUUGAAAAGCACCGUUAGAUACAGUUUCAUAAAACAAAUCCAGAGGGUAUUUUAAGCGGUUUUUUUCUUCCAAAACCUGCCCUGAACGAGUCAAUAUAUUUAAAGAAAUUGGUUUUGCAGGUUUUAUGACCAGUUUUCUUACUUUUUUCUUCCUUUUUGUGUCUUGUAUUGUGUGAAAUAAGUGAAAAUAAAUGAAACUUGGAAUACAUUUUUAAAGUUUGAAGAAAUGUUGUGGAAACUGUACAUAAGUCUGAAUGAAAUGGAGCAUGGCUGUACUUAAAAAAAAAAAAAUCAGUGUGUGUGCGAGGGGAUGAAGAGGAAGGGUUUGUAAGGAAAAAGACAGACUAAACCACUCUGCAAGUGGACUUGAAGUGUGGACUCUUCCGAACCGCACAGUGAAGAGGCUUUUUUCUUCCCUUGCCAUGCUUUUAACGGGAGCCUGUCUCCCCUCGGCAGUGCCCUUGAAGUUGCACCAGCAUCCUUUCCUUUAGCUUUUCUGACUGAGUGAUGCAGCGAUGACCUGCUGGCACCACUGGGGUCUCCACUUUGUCAAAAGUUUAAUCUAAAUCUGUUUUCUCUGAGAAAAACUAGGGAAUUUGUUGUCAUCAGAAGAUGAGUGCCAUGGAAAGAAACCAUGUAAAGGAGAUGAAAACGAAGCUUUUUUUUUUUUUCAGAAAGUGUUUUUGUGAGCUUUGCAUCACUUGUGCUUGUGUGUACAUGUGCUGUGUAUGACUGAGCGUCUGUGUGAGAGAAAAGACCGAUUAUGAGAACCUGUGAACCAGAGUGUGACACAAUUCUCAACACUGUGGCUCCUCCCCCACCCCUGGGAGAACCAUCCUGACAUGUAAAUGAUUCUCAUUAAGCGUUGGCAACAUGUGUUUGGUGUGUGCGUUGUGAUCAUUUCCUCUGAUCUGUUUUUUGACCCGUUUGGAAGAGGGUUUUGUUUCUCCGUGCUGAUAGUUUUAAUUCCUUUUCUAACUAUUAUUGUUAUGGCAUUGCUCCUCUGUCAUUGUAAAUAGCAACGAUGAGGACUUUCAGUGAUAAAUACUGCCUUUGUAUAACUUAGCAAUAUGUUCUGUAAAUAGUGUUUCGUUGAUGCUUUUCGUAUGACAUUAUUAUUCAAUUCUAGUGCAGUAAUUCCAACUGGAACAGCCAUGAUUGAGUGUGAAUCGUUUCAAAUUGUAAAAUAAAACUCUUGACAUGGCUGCUUUUUUGUUUUUUUGUUACUGGUGUCUAUUUGUCUUGCAGAUUUUGUGUAAUUUAUUGGUUUAAUUUAUCCUAAUUUAUUUAAUGUUUUUUUUUCUUAUACAAGGAAGGCUGUUAUGGAUUCAAAACUUAAAUGAUUUCGUCCUAAUCCUGUUAAAUCUGACUUAGGAAUCACCUGUUUGACAGAAAUGGUGAAUGGGAAUCUCGGCAGCUAAGUGGACCUGAACAGUUGCAGAAAAGGGCGUAGGGCGAAUUGGAGCCAGUUGGGAAAAGAUGUUCUGUAUUUUUUUUCUUAUUUUUUCCCUCUAUAUUGCUUUGGCCCAGCCCACAAACAACCAGUAGUCAAACUGCCUUACGUGCCUUUACCCUCUAUGAACUGAAUGUAUGUGCGGUAUAUAUGCAAGCUUCUGCAAAACGACUAAAAAAGGAAAUAAAAAUGAAAAAGAGUGAAAAAA
Messenger RNA from Oryzias latipes (Japanese medaka), 6755 nucleotides. It is a transcript of the gene prox1, whose product is annotated as prospero homeobox 1. Gene Ontology annotation, biological process: regulation of transcription by RNA polymerase II. NCBI's taxonomy places the organism in Eukaryota, Metazoa, Chordata, Actinopteri, Beloniformes, Adrianichthyidae. The record is from RefSeq and is a predicted model, not a curated record. Gene Ontology annotation, molecular function: DNA-binding transcription factor activity, RNA polymerase II-specific; RNA polymerase II cis-regulatory region sequence-specific DNA binding. Gene Ontology annotation, cellular component: nucleus.